CUCAUUUGCUGACCCCUUCCUCUCCCAGCACGAGAUUCCUUUUGCUUGAUCCCUUUCCUCUCCCCGACCGAAAGGCCGGCGGCGCUAUGGCCGGUGGCAACCUGGCGGCGGCGUGGGAGCUCACCGUGCUGUUUAUCCUCCGCCCCUUUCUUGCCGUUGCCUUCGUCAUCUCCUUCAUCGUACUCAGCUGGUACGUGGCGUGGAGGACGGUGCUGGUGCAUGUCCCACUUGUGCAGGAGAUUACCGGACUGCGCCGGAAGAAGCCCGUCAAGCCCAAGCCCCUCAACCGCGGCCGCAUCGCCAGGUUCUACGAGUCGCAAGCCCAGAGGAACAGUAAACCAGAAGGGACCUCUUAAGGAAUAAACUUUGGCACUUUGCAAGAAGCACCUUCAGACCACAGCAUCUGAAUCCCGCCCCUCCAAUUUAGGAUGUUGUACUGCCAAUAAAUGGCAGAAUUGUUUUUCUUUUUGUAGGCAGAUCUCUACAUAUUUAGAUUCCAGCCCCAAAAUACACAGUAUCUUAUCCUUUGUGCGCUGCACAGUGUAAAGUCGACGAUCAUGUAAAACUAAAUUGUAAAUAUGAUACACCUGUACGAGAAUAAAGAGAACCACUUGUCCUCUGGAA
Brachypodium distachyon (stiff brome) is the source of this 624-nucleotide messenger RNA. RefSeq lists its product as uncharacterized. Lineage: Eukaryota; Viridiplantae; Streptophyta; Magnoliopsida; Poales; Poaceae. The transcript is spliced from 3 exons. Bases 87 to 356 code for a protein of 89 amino acids. The record is from RefSeq and is a predicted model, not a curated record.